UUUGCGCGAGUGACUCGGCCGACCCCUCCGGCGGCUGCCUCCACCCAAGUGGGUGGGGACCCGCCCAGCCCGGGCGGCCGCGGCGGCUCCCUCUCCCCUCCCUGACCCUCCCACCCCGGGUCCCAGCCUCUACUUACCCCGCCAGCCCCGGGAGGCUCGCAGAGCGAGUGGCGCCGGCGUCAUGUGACUGCCCAGAGUUGGUGCCAGGAGCCAGAGGGGAGCCAGGAGCGGAGCCGCGCGGAGCCGGGGCCGAGCCGGAGCGCAACGCGAGCGCCAGCCGAGCCGAGCCGAACCGCGCCGCGCCGCACGCGCGCCCGUCCCGGUCCCUGUCCCCUGCGGCCGCAGCCGCCAGCGCCGCUCGGACUGGACCGCUGACAUUACAGCACUCGCGGGGCUCCAGGCAGCGGGAUCUGGGCCUUUAUUUCCCACCGUCAGCGUUCAGCACCGCGCCUCGCAAAGCCAAAUACCAGAACACCCUAGAAGGUUUAACUAAAAGAAUGCUAAUGUUUGACCCAGUCCCUGUCAAGCAAGAGGCCAUGGACCCUGUCUCGGUGUAGAAAGAGCCAUCUACCUUGGUUGCCCAGAGGGACAAGACAGGAUGUCUGUCAUUUCCAGGUGUGUUGAUGAGCACACCAGGCCUUCCUGUGCACACAGCCCCACCCCAGUCCUACCCAUCUAAUUACAUGGAGUCAAUGAAGCCCAACAAGUAUGGGGUCAUUUACUCCACACCGUUACCUGAUAAGUUCUUUCAGACCCCGGAGGGCCUGUCCCACGGAAUACAGAUGGAGCCAGUGGACCUCACGGUGAACAAGCGGGGUUCGCCGCCCUCGGCUGGGAAUUCUCCUUCGUCGCUCAAGUUCCCGUCCUCACACAGGAGAGCGUCGCCGGGGCUGAGCAUGCCUUCGUCUAGCCCACCGAUUAAGAAGUACUCGCCCCCUUCCCCGGGCGUGCAGCCCUUCAGCGUGCCGCUGUCCAUGCCACCAGUGAUGGCGGCGGCCCUCUCUCGGCACGGAAUCCGGAGCCCGGGCAUUCUGCCGGUCAUCCAGCCGGUCGUGGUGCAGCCCGUCCCCUUCAUGUACACCAGCCACCUCCAGCAGCCGCUCAUGGUCUCCUUGUCGGAAGAGAUGGAAAACUCGAACAGUAGCAUGCAAGUACCUGUAAUUGAAUCAUAUGAGAAGCCCAUAUUACAGAAAAAAAUUAAAAUUGAACCUGGGAUUGAACCACAGAGAACAGAUUAUUAUCCCGAAGAAAUGUCACCACCCCCUUUAAUGAACUCGGUGUCCCCCCCUCAAGCAUUGUUGCAAGAGAAUCACCCUUCAGUCAUAGUGCAGCCUGGGAAGAGACCUUUACCUGUGGAAUCUCCAGAUACCCAAAGGAAGCGGAGGAUACACAGAUGCGAUUAUGACGGAUGCAACAAAGUGUACACUAAAAGCUCCCACUUGAAAGCACACAGACGAACACAUACAGGAGAAAAACCCUACAAAUGUACAUGGGAAGGAUGCACAUGGAAGUUUGCUCGGUCUGAUGAACUAACAAGACAUUUCCGCAAACAUACUGGAAUCAAACCUUUCCAGUGUCCAGACUGUGACCGCAGCUUCUCCCGUUCCGACCACCUUGCCCUCCAUAGGAAACGCCACAUGUUAGUCUGAAAGCCUCCGUCUCCGCCUCAUUGUGACUCUCCACUCUCCUGGCUCUCUCUCUGUCCUCCCUCCCAUUAUCUAACUCAUUUUUUACAUGUACAUUUUAAUUUUGAUUCAGCUGGCCUGAAUCUCUGAAUUUAUAUCAUUCAAAACUUCCAUAUGGUCAGUAGUCUAUACUCUCUAAUCCUCCCUCUCCUUACCACGGGUCAGACCUAAAGAAUGUGAACACUUUUUUUUUUUUUUCCGGGGAUGCUAAGCAAACCCUUCUUACAGAAACGUUUAAUGUAAUGAGAAUAAGGGAACAUGUAAACUAACAUAACCAAUUGUCGGUUUCUCCAUGUAUUCCUCAAAGAAUGUCAAAGUAAAUGUAUUAGAAAUACAGUA
Messenger RNA from Sciurus carolinensis (gray squirrel), 2024 nucleotides. RefSeq names its product KLF transcription factor 3 (gene Klf3). Bases 624 to 1649 code for a protein of 341 amino acids. Gene Ontology annotation, biological process: regulation of transcription by RNA polymerase II. The record is from RefSeq and is a predicted model, not a curated record. Lineage: Eukaryota; Metazoa; Chordata; Mammalia; Rodentia; Sciuridae. The transcript has 7 exons. Gene Ontology annotation, molecular function: RNA polymerase II cis-regulatory region sequence-specific DNA binding; DNA-binding transcription factor activity, RNA polymerase II-specific.